Molecule: messenger RNA, 1369 nt
Organism: Eurytemora carolleeae
Lineage: Eukaryota; Metazoa; Arthropoda; Copepoda; Calanoida; Temoridae
Exons: 5
Coding region: 269-1171 (300 amino acids)
Source: RefSeq, a predicted model, not a curated record
AAGGCUAACUUUUUUUAAAAUGAUGUGAUUUUGACCCAGUUUCUUUGCCAAAUUCCUGAUUGCACUUGUUUUAACCAAUUUGAAAUCAAUUUUUUAGAAUUAUCAUUAGGAUCUGUAAACAGAACCCUGCUCAGCCAAGAUGUAGUAAGUGGCGUAAACCUUGAAGGAACAGCCAGAACCUAUCAACAACUACCCUACACACUCUGUAUUUCACCAAUAUAUACUUUUUAUUCUAUUUUUUUAUCGGAUAUAUUUUUUUCAGAUAACCAUGGAAAUAUUCAUUCAGUUGCGUGGUAAGAUCGACAACCUUGCAUAUCAUGUCAUAUACCAAUGUCCAAAGGGGAGAGAUGAAUCGAAGACAAAGCUUGUGAAGAACAAACUAAACUACAUUGUUGGCAGUUUUGUUCAAGUGCACCAGGCACUGAAGAUAAAUGGUCAGUUAGAUUUGUGUCAAUCCCCCAAUAAAGAGUUUGUCAAUGACACUGCAGAUGUGCUUUGUCUCUUGGAAAAUCACCAAUUAGAUUGUCCUCUGUGCACCGUGUCAUUCCAAGACUGGAACUCAAGUAUCAGCACCUGCUAUGAUUACUUAGAACAGAUUCCAGAUAUUAUCAGAAAUAUGUUCUAUAUCCCAAACACAGCAAAACCCUGGUCGCCCUUUGCUCCGACACCCAGGCGUGCCUUAGCAGUUCGGCGGAAUCUCCUCGCUAAUAAACCAAAGGAGUUGAAGAGAGAACAAAAGACAGAGAAUGGAGAAAGAGAGGCUGAAGAGGCUAUCAACAAAGGACGAGAGGCUGUUUAUGAGACAAUUAAAGAUGAUUCUGUGCAAGAAAAAGAGCUCCAGUACCUGAGCAGCCCCUUGAAGAAGUUUAAAGUAAACCUUCAGUCAACCGACGACAACUCUUCUAGGAAGAAAGGGGGCAGUCGGGAAAUCUUGGUUCAGGAAUUGAUUAAGAAUGUUGGCACCCUUGGACAUCUUACAUGUCUUCUGUGUGAGCACACUUUUGUUUCCCGAAGAAACAUUUACAGACAUUACCGACUGCCUACUUCCUGUACAAAGUACAUGAUGAAGAAGGUUAAGCAUAACAGAGGCAGACGAAGAAAGCUAGACAAGGCUAGCAACAGAAAAAGAGAUGUAAAGGAGGCUAGCAACAGAGGAAGAGAGGACAUGUAAACAGAACCCUACUCAGCUCUGUUGUCUGAAGUGGCGUAAACCUGUAAACAGAACCAAACUCAGCUCUGUGGUCUGAAGUGGCGUAAACCUGAAAGGAACAGCCAGAACCUAUCAACAACUACCCUACACACUCUGUAUUUCACCAAUAUAUAUACUUUUUAUUUUAUUUCUUUAUCGGAUAUAUUUUUUCAGAUUUUA